GCAUUAGCUAUAAAACUGAAUUGAAACGUCGAUAUCUCAGUAGCCACGCCCCCCCCCGUGAAUGUUACGUAAGCCGCACGCACGCAGAUAUAUUCAGACGGAAACUUCACGGUGGUCGGUGUUUUCCAGGGUUGUAGCUGUGAACUUUGGUUGCUUCGUCAAGGUCUGUCAGGAUGGUUGUGCUUUCCAAGGAGUAUGGAUAUGUGGUGCUGACUGGCAUGGCCAGUAUGGUCAUGGUUACACAUCUGGCCAUUAAUGUUGGCAAAGCCAGGAAGAAGUACCAUGUGCACUAUCCUCAGAUGUACAGCGACGACCCAGAAACUGGGAACAUUUUCAACUGCAUCCAGCGGGCACACCAAAACACCCUGGAAUCCUACCCUGCCUUCCUCUUCUGCCUGGCUGUUGGCGGUUUUCAUUCACCUCGUCUGGUCAGUGGACUUGGAGUCGUGUGGAUUAUCAGCAGAGAGGUUUAUGCACACGGCUACUCUACAGGAGAUCCUAAAAAAAGAAUGAGGGGAGCUUUUGGAAAUCUGGCUUUACUUGGGAUGAUGCUGGCCACACUGAACUUCGGAGGCUCUCUGCUGGGCUGGAGGGGGAGCCCACGGAUGAGGCGUUUUGGUGUUGGAUCCAGUGUGUAAUGAAAAUUUACGCCUGGGCCAAUUCAGUCAUCAUCACUAUGGUGUAAAUCAUACACUUGCACUGUGCUCUCAUCUUUAAGUGGUUAAGUCAGGUGUGUUAGGUGAUCUGACUAGUUCUUCAGGAACUGUAUGGCCUGAUUUGGAAUAAUGGAGACUAGCACUUUUGUAACAUACAUGAGUUAUCAGUUUGUCUUAUAGUGCUAACAGCAAUCUAUAAAUUGGGUCUAAACUCUUAAUAUCACCUACAAUCAUAAAUUUAUUAAUGAAUAAAAAAGUAAUGAUGAAGAAAUUCCUUGUUUAUUGUGCUGAAAGGGAACUUUGAGUGACUAAAGAUGGUUAUUCAACUGUACUGCUUUUGUAAUUAAAAACCUCCAUAACUUCUA
Molecule: messenger RNA, 1021 nt
Organism: Oreochromis niloticus (Nile tilapia)
Lineage: Eukaryota; Metazoa; Chordata; Actinopteri; Cichliformes; Cichlidae
Gene: mgst3a
Product: microsomal glutathione S-transferase 3a
Exons: 6
Coding region: 174-638 (154 amino acids)
Cellular component (GO): endoplasmic reticulum; membrane; nuclear envelope
Molecular function (GO): glutathione transferase activity; glutathione peroxidase activity
Source: RefSeq, a predicted model, not a curated record